AUGGAGAGGGCCCUGGACACGUCCCAGCAGUGGCUGAACCAUCACCUGCCCCUGGGGUGUCAGCGUUGUGCCCCCCUUUCCCCCCCCUUUGCAGGCAAAGCCACCCAGGACCCCGCAGAUGUGGUCACCCUGCAGCCACCCCAGCAGGGCGCUGCGGGCUCCAUCCUGAGGGGUCCGGGGAUCCCCGAGGACACUGGCACCAGCAUCUCCUUGGUCAUGGCCACCAUCCUCCGCAGCCUGCUGGGCCCCACGGUGGGGGCAGGACAGCGCGUCCUCCAGGGCAUGGAGAGGGCCCUGGACACGUCCCAGCAGUGGCUGAACCAUCACCUGCCCCUGGGCCAGAGGCAGGAAGAGCACAGGGCUGGAGAGGGGCCGGGUUCAGACUCGGCCGGGGGGGUCCAGCCCAGACACCCCCUUCCCCUCAGCUCCCUCCCCGAGGACGUCAGGAUCCAAACCCUGGCCCUGGUGCAGCAGCUCUGGCAGGACCGGCUGGACGCCCACCACCUCCUCACCCAGCUCCAGCACAUCCUCGACCUGAUGGAGACCGUACGAGAAAGCUUGGAGGGGCCACUCCAUGAGAGCCGGGAGCCGUGGGGGCACAGGAACGUGGUGCAGGCCACCCCCUGCCCACACUUGGCCUGUCCCCGCUGCCGGGCGAGGCUGCCCAGGGGGUCUGGGACCCCCACGGUGCCACGGGUGCUGGCCGUGGGUCGGAUGCUGGUGCAGCGGGUGCAGGACACCGUGGUGCAGGCAGCGUGGGGAGCCCAGCGUGGCGUGGCCAAGCUCUGCCGUGCCAUCAGCAGUGCCAGGUCCCUGCCAGAGCUGCUGGGGACCGUGGUGGCCCGAGGACGCGAGGUGGUGGCCCAAGCUUGGGACACUCUGGUGGUUUUUGUGCUCCAGCACCUGACUUUGCUGCGGUUGGAGGGUGCCGGACGAGCAACCCCACGCAUCGCCCCACAGCACCCCCAAAAGUAAGGGUGCCCCACAUCCAACUGGGUCUGAACCCCCCCACCCCAUCCCGGGUGGCACUAA
Calidris pugnax (ruff) is the source of this 1032-nucleotide messenger RNA. Its product is annotated as perilipin-3-like. Gene Ontology annotation, cellular component: cytosol; lipid droplet. Lineage: Eukaryota; Metazoa; Chordata; Aves; Charadriiformes; Scolopacidae. The record is from RefSeq and is a predicted model, not a curated record. The coding region runs from base 1 to 975 and encodes 324 amino acids. Gene Ontology annotation, biological process: lipid storage; positive regulation of triglyceride storage. The transcript has 4 exons.